AUGUGUCGUACAUCUCAUUGUCAUGUGAAACUUAACGUGCUCAGUUCAAGUUCGGACACCGUUUAUGAGAGGCUGGUUAAUGCCUCGGGGAAAACUAUUAUUCUUGAUUCGCUAAUUCCGAGACUGCUAAAGGAAGGCCAUAGGGUGCUUCUUUUCUGCACCUUCAAGAUUAUGCUGGACAUUCUUGAAGACUACUUUGAUUAUCGCGGCUGGAAGUACCUUCGAUUCGACGGGACCACAAGCCAGCGAGAUCGCACAUGGAUGAUCGAUCAGUUUAACCAACCAGGGUCGGAGGAAGUGUGUUACUUCACUGCACUUCUAUUCCCCUUCAUGAUUUGCUUAUUCAUACGCCAGUCUAUUUUUAUGAUGACUAUCCGGGCGGGCGGGCUGGGCAUUAACCUCCAAACAGCCGACACUGUGAUUUUGUACGAUAGCGACUUCAACCCGCAAAUGGACAUUCAGGCGAUAUCGAGGUGCCACCGCAUUGGCCAGAAGCGCCCUGUCAUGGUGUACCACUUCGUUACUGUGAAGUCCAUAGAAGAGGGUAUUUGGGCUCGAGCAAAAAGAAAACGGCUCCUGGAAAAAAUAUUUAUCGAUAAGGUUGAUGAGAAAAUAGAGACGGCGGAUAUCGAGCAACUUCUGAGUGUCGCUUCGAAGCUUUUAUUUGAGGAUCCCGAUCUUAACGAUAGUCAAAGCAAAGUUGUAAAGUACGAUGACCAGUUUAUAGAGAGAUUAUUGGAUCGCACUAUCACAGCCGGAGAGGAAGAAGAGAUGUUGGGCAGCACUAACUCGUUAUUUUCGUUCAAUACUGCACGUGUUUGGGACGACGAAUCGAUCACUGAAGAAGCUAAAGAGUUUUGGGACGAAUUGAUCCAAAAAGAAGUUUCCAAGACAGUUUGCGAGGACGUGCUUCUCGGGAGAGGCGCUAGAAGGAAAAAUACUGUGGACUAUUCGAACUUCGAGGACGACGCGCCUGGCCCUUCUAAAAAGUCCAAGUCUAUUAUGCGCGACGAAAAAGAAUAUCGUCCCACCAGCGCCACUGAAACAGAAGAAAGCGAAGAGGAGGUUAGCGCUGCCGUUCCGACCCUUUCGCUGGCCAAUAGCAAGAAAGUAGAAGCGUACAUGCAAGAUAUGGCUAAACCCCCUUAUUUGGUCAAAAACGAACCCUCCAUAAGCGCGCCUGGUCAACCACUUCCGUCUCCUGCUAAAUUACUACCGCGGCCUCCAAUCAACAAGGAGGGCGUCGCUAAAAUUCCUUUGCCACGUGCGCCCAAGCCUGUACUCCCGAGUGUUUCUCCUGGUCUUUUGAGUGGCGUGACCAUUAAAUCUCCUGUUUUCAAGUUCGCCAUCCCCCCGGACAUUCGUAUUUCCCGCGCAGAGCCACUUUCGGCUCAGAAGGCCAAAUACAGGAAGUUUAUUCAAUGGCUUCCGCCAGCACUUUGUGCCUUUAUAAAUAGUUUGAAGUGGCCGUGCUACAUCGAUUGCAGAGAUAUAUUGGUGGGUGUCGAGGCGCUGAGGCAAAUCUUGGGGCAAAUAAGCUACAGAGUUGUUUAUCUUAAAAAGAAUUUGGAUGAAGUCAACACGGAAAAGAAGCAAAAGAAUGAAGAACUUGCCCUCUUGGACCAAUCGCUUAUCGCCAAAAACAAGGAAGUUGAGGAGGCGCAGAACAACUUUCGGCUGUACGAGAGCUACAUGAGCGAGAACGAUGCUAAGCUGAAGUUGAACGAGAUCAACCUCAUGAACAUCGACUCCAGAGAGCUCGAUUUGAAAAUACAAAACUUUAAAAACGAACUCGCAAAACUCAAUAACAAGCUUCGUAUACUGCAUGACAUUCAAUUGGACGAACUUAAGCUGCAGACGAUGGUCCAAAGCUGCCGGGCGCGAGUCCAUCGCAUCUGCCAAGCUUUGCCCAUUUCUCCCUUAAAACUGGCUCCGUUCCUUUCGGAGUUACUAUCAGACCUUCCGCAAGAUUAUCGACGGGUGCCUUGGAUUUAUGCAUACUAUCCGCCCCCUCCGCCCACGUCGCUUCCGGAAAGACCUCUUGAAUUGAAGUCUCAAAGUACAGAGUGAACUUCUAUAACUCUUGUGUCCUGUGCACAUGAAAAACUUUCCCAGCGAUACUCCACAUAACAAAGUUAAUGCUUUGCUUUGUAAAAUAUAUAUAAAUCCGCCAGCUUCAAACUAGCUUAGCAGGUAACAUUAAUAAAGUUC
This is a messenger RNA of Zophobas morio, 2211 nucleotides long. RefSeq lists its product as uncharacterized. The transcript has 19 exons. Gene Ontology annotation, molecular function: DNA binding; ATP-dependent chromatin remodeler activity; histone binding. Gene Ontology annotation, cellular component: nucleus; chromatin. NCBI's taxonomy places the organism in Eukaryota, Metazoa, Arthropoda, Insecta, Coleoptera, Tenebrionidae. Gene Ontology annotation, biological process: chromatin remodeling. The coding region runs from base 1 to 2070 and encodes 689 amino acids. The record is from RefSeq and is a predicted model, not a curated record.